Heterocephalus glaber (naked mole-rat) is the source of this 1635-nucleotide messenger RNA. RefSeq names its product cytochrome b5 reductase 1 (gene Cyb5r1). Gene Ontology annotation, cellular component: mitochondrion. NCBI's taxonomy places the organism in Eukaryota, Metazoa, Chordata, Mammalia, Rodentia, Bathyergidae. Gene Ontology annotation, molecular function: FAD binding; oxidoreductase activity. The record is from RefSeq and is a predicted model, not a curated record.
CGCCACGCCUCUGGAUAGCCACGCCCCGGCCCGCCCUGUGGCGCAUUGUGGGAUCUGUCCGCGGGCGAGGCGGUGGAGGACGCGGCGCUUAGCUAUGGGGAUGCAGCAGGGCCCAAUCCUGCUGGCCUCGCUGGGGGUGGGGCUGGUUACCUUGCUCGGCCUGGCUGUGGGCACUUACUUGGUGCGAAAGUCCCGCCGGCUGCAGGUCACUCUUCUGGACCCCAAUGAGAAGUACCUGCUGCGACUCCUGGACAAAACGACUGUGAGCCACAACACCAAGAGGUUCCGCUUUGCCCUGCCCACCGCCCACCACAUUCUGGGGCUGCCUGUGGGCAAACACGUCUACCUCUAUGCCCGAAUCGAUGGUAACUUGGUCAUCAGGCCAUACACUCCUGUCACCAGUGAUGAGGACCGAGGCUACGUGGAUCUCGUCAUCAAGGUCUACCUGAAGGGUGUACACCCCAAGUUUCCCGAGGGAGGGAAGAUGUCUCAAUACCUGGAUAGCCUGAAGAUUGGGGACGUGGUAGAGUUCCGGGGGCCAAACGGGCUCCUCACUUACACCGGGAAAGGGAAUUUUAACAUUCAGCCCAACAAGAAAUCUCCACCAGAGCCCCAGGUGGCAAAGAAACUGGGAAUGAUUGCUGGAGGGACAGGAAUAACCCCCAUGCUACAGCUGAUCCGGGCCAUCCUGAAAGUCCCUGAAGAUCCAACCCAGUGCUUUCUGCUUUUUGCCAACCAGACUGAAAAGGACAUAAUCCUUCGGGAGGACUUGGAGGAACUGCAGGCCCGAUAUCCCAAUCGCUUUAAACUCUGGUUCACUCUGGACCAUCCCCCGUCAGGUUGGCCCUACAGCAAGGGUUUUGUGACUGCUGACAUGAUCCAGGAGCACCUGCCUGCCCCAGGGGAUGAUGUGCUGCUGCUGCUCUGUGGGCCAACCCCAAUGGUGCAGCUGGCCUGCCAUCCCAACCUGGACAAACUGGGCUACUCGCAAAAGAUGCGAUUCACCUACUGAGCAUCUCCUGGCUUCCCUGGUCCCCUGUCUGCAACUGCCCCUAGUCAGUGCUCAAAUACUAUAUAAGCUAUAGAUUCUUUUCCUGAAAGUGUCAUUUUUGCAACUUUCUCUGGAGCUAAAAGGUGGAUAACACUCUCGAGAACAACAUCCCUGGAGUCGUGCAAGAGGGCGAGGGCCAAGGCAUUCCCUGGAAGGGCCCCAGAUCUCCCUGUGGUGAAGGGUCCAGGUGAGGCCCAUGGAAAUGUAGUCCUGGGGUCAGAAAGAAGGGAGCAUGCACAUUUGCUCCAAGCCUGGCUCGUUCCUUGAUAGUAUCACACUUGACCUUUAUGUCUGUGAUAAAAAGUACAGAGUUUUACUUACUAUACAGUAUUUAACCCAUGGGCAAAUUCUUCAUUUAUGUGAGGGCAAGUUGAGUGGACCUAGAGAGGUGGUUUUAUAUAGUAGAAACGGAUGAAAUAGCUUCUUCAGAACUGCAGACCUCCGAGAAAGGAGUCUGAAAUAUGUUUGCGCAUCUGUCUCUCUUGCCUGGUGCCCAGGUUAGAGGGAAAUGGCUACCCAUAACCUAAGACUGCUGCUCACGUGAGGAACCUGUUCAAAUAAAUGGGGCUGAGACCCCAAUGCGA